AUGUGCGUGCAGGGCUACAUCCUCAAGCACUUGCUCUUCAGCCGUCGGGGUCCCAGGGUUGUUGCUGAUCCUGCCAGCCUCUUGAAAGCGUCGGCGAAGAGCCAAGAGGACUGCCUGGUGAGCGCCCUGAGUGACAUCCUGUGGAAGGUGGGCGACAGGCAGCGCGCCGUCCUGUGUCUCACCCAAGAUGAGGUUCACGUGAACGACUCCCAGCUGUACAGGGGCGACGGAUGCACGGAGAGGAUACACACUUUCGAGUUCAGGAAGCAAGAUGAACUGACCUUCAACCUCAAGAAAUAUCUCUUCGAGUUUAUGUCCGAGGGCGGUGACGGGCUCCUUCUGUUCGUCUACAGCGUCGUCUUAUCGCGAGGUUUCGAAAAGCUGAAGGAGGACAUGGCUGACGAGGAGGUGAGUCUCGUGCAGACCAACGGCGCCAUCCACCCCGUCCUGGCCGCGCUCAUGCUCACCGGCCGCGCCUCCCACUACCUCCACAACGGCGUCAUCUACGAGGGCAGCGAGUCGUCCAUGGGCAAACCCAAAACCGGCCUCAUCACCCGAGGGGAAGUCGGGUACCUGGUGUGGCGUCGGGAGGAGGAAGGGGGGGAGGUGCCCGUCGGGUCGCGGCUCAAGACCCCCUCGCUUCCGGUCUGGGUCACGCGCUGCAACGAGCACUAUGGCAUUCUCUUCAACCCGAAUCGAGAGCUGACGAGGGACUACCACGCGGAGAACAGUACAUUUAACAUUAUUUUUGUUGUCACUGUUAGUAGCUACAUGUCACUGUUAGUAGCUACAUGUCACUAUGGCAGGGCGCGGACGUCAACUGGAACGGUACCGCGCCUUACGUGUAGGCUCUCCUCCUCCUCCUCCUCCAAGAAGGUCGUCUGUAGGAGGAGUCUGCAGGAGGAGAUGAGGACACAUCAGAAGCCGUCAGGAACUCGAUAG
This is a messenger RNA of Penaeus indicus, 942 nucleotides long. Its product is annotated as inactive ubiquitin carboxyl-terminal hydrolase MINDY-4B-like. The transcript is spliced from 9 exons. Bases 1 to 942 code for a protein of 313 amino acids. Gene Ontology annotation, molecular function: cysteine-type deubiquitinase activity; K48-linked deubiquitinase activity. The record is from RefSeq and is a predicted model, not a curated record. Gene Ontology annotation, biological process: protein K48-linked deubiquitination. NCBI's taxonomy places the organism in Eukaryota, Metazoa, Arthropoda, Malacostraca, Decapoda, Penaeidae.